Messenger RNA from Microtus ochrogaster (prairie vole), 3624 nucleotides. RefSeq names its product CCR4-NOT transcription complex subunit 6 (gene Cnot6). Gene Ontology annotation, molecular function: protein binding; poly(A)-specific ribonuclease activity. Lineage: Eukaryota; Metazoa; Chordata; Mammalia; Rodentia; Cricetidae. The record is from RefSeq and is a predicted model, not a curated record.
GGCGAGGCCGGGGGCCGAGAGGGAGGCAGAGCGUAGCGGCGGCUCGUGGGGUCCGGGCGGCCGAGGCGGGCGGCUGAGGAGCGGCGCCUGAGGAGGGGGAAACAAAGAGCGGCGGCUGAGGCGGCUGAGGAGCGGCGGCGGCGGCGGCGCUGCAGCAGCGGGCGGGACUGGUAUGGUGGUUUCACAGGGCAGACCCCGCUGCACUCACCGGGAGGAGGAGGCGGCGGCAGCGGCGGAGGAAGGCAGCGCGGCUCGAGAGGCAUGCCCAAAGAAAAAUACGAGCCCCCUGACCCUCGGAGGAUGUACACAAUUAUGUCCUCUGAGGAAGCAGCAAAUGGAAAGAAAUCACAUUGGGCAGAGCUUGAAAUAAGUGGAAAAGUAAGAAGCUUAAGCUCAUCUUUGUGGUCACUAACUCACUUGACAGCUUUGCAUCUGAGUGACAAUUCCCUGUCCUGUAUUCCUUCAGACAUUGCCAAGCUUCACAAUCUGCUAUAUCUGGACCUGUCCCAUAACCAAAUCCAGAGUUUACCGGCGGAACUCGGAAACAUGGUAUCACUCAGGGAGCUCCAUUUAAAUUACAACCAGUUACGAGUUCUACCUUUUGAGCUGGGAAAACUGUUUCAGUUACAGACUUUAAGCCUGAAAGGAAAUCCACUUACCCAAGAUAUAUUGAACCUCUGUCUGGAGCCAGAUGGAACAAGAAGGCUACUGAACUACUUGCUCGAUAAUUUGUCAGGUACUGCAAAAAGAAUUUCAACAGAACAACCACCUCCAAGAUCGUGGAUCAUGUUACAAGAACCAGACAGAACAAGACCAACGGCCUUGUUUUCUGUCAUGUGCUAUAAUGUUCUUUGUGAUAAAUAUGCGACCCGGCAGUUAUACGGCUACUGUCCAUCAUGGGCGUUAAACUGGGACUACAGGAAAAAGGCCAUUAUUCAAGAAAUCUUGAGCUGCAAUGCUGAUAUUAUCAGUCUUCAGGAGGUCGAAACAGAACAGUAUUACAGUUUUUUUCUGGUAGAACUGAAAGAACGUGGCUAUAAUGGAUUCUUCAGUCCUAAGUCUAGAGCUAGGACGAUGUCGGAACAAGAAAGAAAGCAUGUUGAUGGCUGUGCAAUAUUCUUCAAAACAGAAAAAUUUACUUUGGUUCAGAAACACACUGUUGAAUUUAACCAACUAGCAAUGGCGAAUUCAGAAGGGUCUGAAGCUAUGCUGAACAGAGUCAUGACGAAAGAUAACAUUGGAGUUGCUGUACUGCUAGAACUUCGAAAGGAAUUAAUUGAGAUGUCAUCUGGAAAACCACAUCUGGGAACAGAAAAACAACUUAUUCUUGUGGCUAAUGCUCAUAUGCAUUGGGACCCUGAAUACUCAGAUGUGAAGUUGGUACAAACUAUGAUGUUCCUCUCAGAAGUGAAGAAUAUUAUUGAUAAAGCCUCUCGGAGCCUCAAAUCCAGUGUAUUGGGAGAAUGUGGAACUAUUCCGCUUGUGUUAUGUGCAGAUCUGAAUUCUUUGCCAGACUCUGGUGUUGUAGAGUAUUUGAGCACUGGUGGGGUAGAGACCAAUCAUAAAGACUUUAAGGAACUGAGGUACAAUGAAAGUCUCACAAACUUCAGCUGUAACGGGAAGAAUGGUAUGACCAAUGGAAGGAUCACUCAUGGUUUCAAGCUAAAGAGUGCCUAUGAGAAUGGCCUGAUGCCUUACACGAAUUACACAUUUGAUUUCAAGGGUAUAAUUGACUACAUCUUCUAUUCUAAACCUCAGCUGAAUACUUUGGCCAUCCUGGGACCUCUGGACCACCAUUGGCUAGUUGAAAAUAAUAUCAGCGGCUGCCCACAUCCACUUAUUCCCUCCGACCACUUCUCACUUUUUGCACAAUUAGAGCUCUUACUGCCUUUCCUGCCCCAAGUUAAUGGUAUUCACCUUCCUGGCAGGAGGUAGUCAAGUACUUUCAGAGGACCUCAGAUUUACUUGUAAACUCAUGAAAAUCUGAAUAUAGAGGAGUGAGGUAUGGCCAAUAGGAAUUUUUCUCAAUGAUCAUUUGAAUUUUCAGUCUGAUUAUUUGAAAAAGGAUAUAGUAUGAAAGCCAGGUGCUAGCAACAGACAAAUUCUGAGCCCAGUAUGCUUUAUAUACUGCUAGACAGGGACUGGUGUGUUUACACCUAUCUUUUAAUUUGUUACCAGUAAUUUUCCUGUUUCUUCUCUCCAAUGUAUAUUGUCAUGCCUUGAAAUAGGAAGAUUUGUGAGCAGUGUGCUAUUUGCACAGAAAUCACAGCACUGUUGUCUGAGGCCAGUAGUCACACCCGAAACCACUCUUCCAGACUGUACUCCUCUUUUUUUCAGACUUGUUUGUAAAAUGAUAGUUUGAAUUUAGUCUUUAUGAUUGUAUAUGAUCCACAGAAGACAUGAUUUAUGAAAUUUUGUACUUAAAAAAAAUGAAAACAAUUGUAAGCUAAGGGGUUUUUUUUUGUUUUGUUUUGUUUUGUUUUUUAACCUGUGUCCUAUGUUCUGAAAGCCAGCUGGUAACAAAGUUGCAACAGACUUUCUCUGCAGUGAUUUGCACUGUUGGGGUUUUGUUAGCCCUUUUGUACUACUUUAUUUUUAAAUUGAGAACAUUACUCUUUAAAUGUAAGUUUGCUUAGAUCUUGGGAUAUUUUCUUGGACCAGAGGCAACUUAUGUAUGAAUUCCUGAAUUUCUAUGGAAACUUUCUACCAGGACAGAUAAGCUGAUCUGUAGGCAUUAUGGACUGAAUAAGAUAGUUGACAUAUGUACAUUUUGGUAUUUUUAAAUCUUUAACUUUUUAAGUUAAAAAUUUACAGCUGUUUAGGUACAGCUUCUAAGUUCUUCCUGAGACAUGUUCUGUUCUGUCUCCACUGUGCCUGCCUAAAUUUGUUCUCACCAAGCACUGCCUGUGCAUGCAGAGAAAAUCUGUGCAUCUUUUAUAUUUUUUAAAAACUAACAUUUGUGAGACUUUUAUGAAAAUGCUUUUGUAUGAGCUGUGGCUUUUCCUCGUUGUGAAGCGUUGGAUAGCACAUUCUGGAACAUGUUCUUGGGUCCUGGGUCUUUGCUCACAGACCUAAGCACUGCUUCUUGGUGCCAUUGCACCCAGAGUACCACUAUCAUGUGUAUUCCUUAUUUUCUUAUGUUUUUAAAAAUCAUUCCUUUUUUAAAAGAAGAAUAAUUUUCUGUUUAUGAAGCAGUAUAAAUUAGAUGCAUUUUCAAAACAAGUUCCCUAAGACAAUUGUUCGGAUCAUUUUUAAAGUGACUAAGGAAUUAUAAUAUGUCAACCAAGAUGAAAGUUAUACUGUACCCUAUAUUUUGCCCAUAGUGCCAUUAGUAGAUUAGAAAUUAAAGUCACCUUUAACUUUACAAAGUUAACUUGUAUAUGUUCUGUUCUCAGUCAUUGGUUCUCUCAAAAUCAAAUGAAUUCAGAGGGAACUUGUCUGGCUGCUUUUGUUUCAACUGCAGGCAGUGGAGCAGAAGAACGCCGUGUGGCACUAAAAUGAACUGUUGAGUAGUAACAGUUUUAUACAGAGACUGAGCCAUUUUGGAUGACUCAAAAUUUUAUGAGAAAACAUUUAAUUGCUUAUGCUGUUUUUAAGAGGAAAUAAAAUUACAUACUGUUUAAA